Clonostachys solani is the source of this 1830-nucleotide messenger RNA. The record is from the annotation of a GenBank genome assembly. NCBI's taxonomy places the organism in Eukaryota, Fungi, Ascomycota, Sordariomycetes, Hypocreales, Bionectriaceae.
AUGGGCAAACGAAGAGCCCAAGCCAAGCCAAAGAAGGCUGCCCCAAAGACAAAGGUUCCGCCAAAGGCUUUGCCCGUCACAUUGCUUUCAGGAUUCUUGGGUUCUGGCAAAACCACUCUCUUGCAGCACAUCUUGAAGACUGAGCAUGGCCUCCGGAUCGCUGUCGUCGUCAAUGACAUUGGAGCCAUCAACGUCGACGCUUCCCUGAUUAAACAAACCCACCGAAUCAAUAAGACACAAGAAAAGGUCAUCGCUCUUCAGAAUGGAUGCAUCUGCUGUACCCUCCGCGGGGAUCUCCUCGAAGAACUUGUCCGACUUGCUCAGCUACAAGAGUUUGACUACAUUAUCAUCGAGAGCAGUGGCAUCUCUGAACCUGAACAAGUGGCCGAGACAUUCGACUCGCGCCUAGCCGAGCAGAUGGACGCCAUGGGAAGCCUCGAAGGUGAACCUGGUCUUGACGAAGACAUGCGUAGAGUUCUGAACCAACUGAAAGAGGCUGGUGGCCUGGAAAAGUUUGCGCGUCUCGAUACGACCGUGACAGUCAUCGAUGCCUUCACCAUGAUGAACGACUUCGACACAGAUGACCUGCUGUCCAACCGUCGUGAUGAUGUUACUCCAGAGGACGAGCGCACUGUAUCCGAUUUGAUGGUUGACCAGAUCGAGUUCGCCGAUGUCAUCGUUCUCAACAAAACUGAUAUGGUCAAUAAGAGCGCAAAGGAAAGCAUUCUAGAUCUGGUCAAGAAGCUCAACCACCGCGCCAAGAUAAUCGAGGCCAGCUACGGCAAGGUCGAUGUCAAGGAGCUUGUCAACACCGGCAUGUUCAAUCUUCAAGUGGCUCAGACUGGCUAUGGCUGGCUCCAAGACCUGCACGCGAUGACAGUGCGAGAGGUCAACGGCAAGAAUGUGGUCACUCCCAAGCCGGAAACAGAGGAGUACAACGUCCGCAGCUGUAUCUACACACGGCGCAGGCCAUUCCAUCCCCGUCGGCUCUGGGCUCUGGUGUAUGACAAGUUUAUCCUCCAACUAGAGCACCCAGAGGAUGAGGAGGAUGAAGAGGAAGAAGAAGAGGAAGAAGACGACGACGUCGUGAUGGUCGACCAUGAGGAUGCUGAUCAAGAAAUGGAUAACGACAGCAACCAUGGGUCUUCCUCUUCUCGUGGGAAUGCCGGAGGAUCGUCCCCUCGGAGCAGCCACUCCAACACAGAAACAGUCCAGACAAUCCCCUCGCCAACACUUCAGUCCAAGACGAUGCCUGAGAAGUCACAAGACAUUGAAUCAUUGGAUGAACUUUUCACGCCCGACAAUGAGGUGAUUCUCAAGAAUAAGCGCAAUCAUCCUGUUUUUGGCCGCCUCUUCCGCUCCAAGGGCGAGUUCCUCCUGGCCACCCGACCACACCGCGCCGGCGACUGGUCCCAAGCCGGCACCAUGUUGACCAUGACUGGUGGUCGUCCGUGGUUCUGCACCUUACCAGAGGAAGAGUAUACCACUGGAGAUGGCGAAGUGGACAAGCUCGUGCAGCACGAUAUCGAGCAGGGCGGCGAGUGGGGAGACCGUCGCCAAGAGCUGGUAUUCAUCGGAGAGCGACUAAACCACAAGGCAGUCGAGGCGCUUUUGGAUGAGUGUCUCUUGACGGACGAGGAGUUCGAAGAAUGGAAAAAGGUGAUGCGCAAUGGUGUCAUGAGCGAUUCAAAACGACAGGAGGUCCUGGAAGAGUUGUUCGAGGAUGGAUUUCCUGAUUGGCCGGAGGAAGACGAAGACCACGAAGGCCAUGAUCAUCCGCACUCGAAUGGGCUGCGAUCCAUCAAGCUGGAGCUGCAGGAAGUAGAUUGA